AUGGACUGGGAGGCGUCGGCACUGUCGUGCGCGCGGGAGCGGAUCGGAUGUGCUUUCUGUGCAAGGUGCUUUUGGCGCGAAUCCAUGCAACAGUGUUUUUUGAAGGGACCAAAAUGUUUUAUGGCAGCGGCAGAAACUGUCUGGGAGAUGUUGUCCUUGAAACGUUACCACGAGAGAUGGCCGCUCAUUCCGACGAAGGAGUUAGAAGCUUCGAGUGUCGACGUGGGCACGGCUCGAUGUCCUGUUCUUGUCUUGCUGCACAAACGCCGGGUAACGAGUGAUAUGGCGCGGGGGAAUGCUCCUGCGUCUGUAUGCGAAGAUUGCAUGGAGGCUUUCUCAGGGCGGAAGCCUUGGCUUUGCAAAUACGCCCUGGCGAACGAUCUGUGGUUGGGCCGUCCCGAUCCAUUACUCUGGAAAGCUAACAUGACGCACGAAAUGUGUCUGACGUUAGCGAGGACUGUUGCCACGAAAGUAGUGUUGCGCGCUGGGGGCGCUUCUCAAACCGAGAGCAGCAACAGGCCGAGCAACUCGUGGGACUACGUCUUUCAGCAGUCUGGUUUGGUGGGAUCUGCGGUUGUUUUCCACAACGGGGAUGCCGAGUAUGCGUUGGAGAGCUUGCCACCUACCAAGCUCAACGACGCUUUGGCAGAGCAAAGCAGGGCGACGGUGAGCCGAAUUGCACGGCUGCAGCUUCACAAGCAGGAGUUUGUCCAGCAAGCUGAAGCUUUGCGAGAGACGAACCCGGUCUAUCGAAGUGGCGUGGCCGAAAUCAAUCGAGAGCUUUUGGCUGAAUGGUUUUCCAGCGAGGAAUCCGUCGUGCCACCUCCGGUGCUGGACUGUGUGGUGGCUGUUCCUGUUGGCGAGGACGGGCCCGGCGUGGUUCGGCAAACCGGGCCAGCGGAGGCAACUGAAGCUGCCCAGCGCACUCGAGAUUCUUCCGAGUCCGAGACCUGCGUGCUCGCCAUGGAGCCGCAGGUGGAGGACUUCAAUUCCCGCGGCCAAGAAAUCUCUACGCUGGUCGUGAGCAUGUUGCAGAAGUUGGAAGAGCUGCAAGAUGCUGGCGCUCGGUCUGUUGCUCUGGAGAUGGAAACUAUGGUGGAGGAGCAGCGCACUCUGGUGGACCACCUGGGCCGCCAACACAUUCUGGAACUCUGCCGCCAGAUUCACGAGUCUUGCAGGCAACUUUCCGCUGCGGAGAAGCAAAGUCGUCUGGAGCGCGAGUUGCGAGAUGCCGUCAUGGGCAAGUCUCGAUGGUUGAAUGCUUCGGAAGCAGCUCUCGCGCCGCGUGUUGCGGAACAGGAGGAUGAUGGACCUGCGCCGGAAGCGGAUCAUGUGGAUGGAGAUGCAGCGGAGGAGGAUGGUCAGGCCGCGCAUUUGUUGGUGGCACGUGGCAAGCAGCCAUUGAGUUUGUGGGAUUGGAAGAUUUGGACGAUGGCCAAGCCGAGGUUGUGGCGAUAUGGUGAUGCUGGAAAUCUCUUCGAGAGGGACACAAACCUGUCUACUUCCGAGUGGGCCGCCUGUCUGCUUUUACGCGAAGAGCUCGCCUAUGCUGUCGACGGGGAGCCUGAUGAAGGGGAUGCGGCGUUGCGACCCGUAUUGGGAAGUCAGCCCGCGUCGGAUCCUUCGGAAGCAGUGCGACCCGUAUUGGGGAGCCAGCCCACGCAAAAUCGUUUCUCCGGCGAUUGGACAGCAUUACACAUGAUGGCGACUGUGUCUCGUUUGACUGAUCAACGCGCUGCUGCAUACAAUUUCCUGAAAAACAACGGCAUGGCAUUUGCGAAGAAACUACGGGAACUCAGCGCAGAGGAUCUCGCCAGUGCCGCCCGCGCCGCGCCGCAGGCCGGGGGUACGGAUCAGUUCUUCAAAGAAGCUGCAGUGCCGCAGACAGUGAAGGAUGCGUUGCACGCCAUGAAUGCGGCUUCUGCCACAGUGUUGGGCACCGAUGGUCAUCGUCGACUGUGUCGGCACGAGGGCGUCGCUUACAUGGAAGCGUUCGGACCUCCGUUGAUUUUCCUGACUCCAAACGUAGCGGAUACUCAGCAUCCGUUGCUUCUGGUGGUUCAAGGGGAAGUCGUCGAUCUGGGUGCUGUGAACGGAGAUAUGGAAACAGUCUUGCCAAAGUAUCGGGACAUGCUGCGACGCUUGGCACAGGAUCCUGUCGCUCAGACCGUUCAGUUCGAGCUUUUGAUGCGUCUGUUUUUCCAGCAUGUCCUGAAUGUUCGACCAGACACACUGGACUGCCGACGCAACGCGCCUCGCCGCGGAGCGAGGGAGUGGUGCAGCGAUGGUGCAGCGGCGGCUUCUACUGGUGCUGGCAUGUUGGGUCCCAUUCUGGCUUUCCGCGGCGAAAUCGAAGCUCAGGGUCGGGGAUCUUUGCAUCCUCACAUUUUGGUUUGGCUCGUUUGUCGUCAUAUGCAAGUUGUGAGCGAUCUGGCGUGA
Messenger RNA from Symbiodinium sp. CCMP2592, 2439 nucleotides. The record is from the annotation of a GenBank genome assembly. Lineage: Eukaryota; Dinophyceae; Suessiales; Symbiodiniaceae.